AAACACAUAAUGGAAAACAGAGAAAACGAAUUUUCGAAUGAAGAAUUAGAGAUUCAGAAUGAACCAAAUUUUAGAGAAAACUCUGGCCCACUUGAAGGCUUUUUCGGAGUUCUGAAAGGUGCUUUAUGAGGAGUUGACCAAGAGCAGAUUGAUGAUGAGGAACAAUCUAGUUUUGAUGUGGAGAGACAGCGUAGACAGUUUGAGAGGCAGCUCAGGAGAGCUGAGCUCCGCAGACUCACUAACGAAACCGAAGAUGCCAAACAAGCCAAGAUGUAUAACAAAGAGCAUAAAAUGCUUGACAAACAAGACAAGAAAGAGCAACGCGAACUCAAACUCGAACAGAAGCGACUCAAGAAGCUUGAGAAAGAAAGUUUGAAACUUGAAAAAGCCAGACUCAAACAACAGAAGGCUGAAAUGAAAGCACAGAAGAAACUUGAGAAACAGCGACUCAAAAAACUCAGAGACAAAGAAAAGUUAGAGAAGAAGCUGCAGAAGCAAGCCAGCAAGCAGCAUAAACUCGGAAGAAUCACCAACACCCAAGUUGAUGUGACAGAAGCUGUUUCUGAGUCUCCAAUCGAGGAGUCUAAAGAAUUUGAUAACAGCGAGCCGAGUCAUUCAAGCAAUGAUGAGUCACAAGUUGACCAAGACAUGGAUGUCUCAAGGUCAGAUGAGAGCAACGAAGAGAUACCUGAUGAAGAGAGCAAAGAUACCACAGCAGAAGAGGAUUCAAUUGAGUCAAAACUACUAGAAUCCUUAAAGAGAAAUAAAGAUUUAGCCAAGAUGCUAAAAUUAACUCAAUGCUUAAAAAAGGAAGAGAAAAUGAAACAGAAGCUAGAUAAUCUUAAAAAUGGAAAGAAAGAAAAGAGAGAAAAGAGAGAGAGAAAGCAAAAGAAAGUUUCCAUUGCAAAGCUCAUUAAGCAAUUCAACAAAGAACAGGAGCGUUUCAGGAAGAUGGUGUGUAGCAAUAAGCCCCUUGAUAAGCAUAAUCUUUCCUUAGACAAAAGUCAGUACAUCUACAAUAUCCGGCAAGAUCUUGGUAUUUUACCCAAAGAUAGCGCUAAGAACUGCAAAUAUAAGGGAGCAAGAUUAUUCAAUAGGAUGGAGAACCAGAAACUGUUUGCUUAUGACCCAAAUAAUGAGUACUUCACUGAAGAUUGCCUAAAUGUAGAUGAGACUGUUGAAGGAGCCCAAUCUUACUUCGGGAAAACUGAAGAUAGAGUAUGAGCCCUUUGUAUAGACGACUUCGUGCAAGGAGAUAUGCUUAGAAGGAUGCAGCAGUGUGGACAUGUAUUUCACGCAGAGUGAAUAGAUGAGCACAUUGUGUACUGUAUUAAAAAGGAUGAGACUACAUGUCCUUACUGAAGAGCAGAGAUUUUAUAG
Molecule: messenger RNA, 1380 nt
Organism: Moneuplotes crassus
Lineage: Eukaryota; Ciliophora; Spirotrichea; Euplotida; Euplotidae
Source: the annotation of a GenBank genome assembly